AUGACAGAAACUAUAAAAAGAAAGAAGUUAUGUCAGGGAAAACGGGGAGUUUUGCGUCGCUCAGUUAAUCGAGUGUUUCUUUUCUGUUUUGGAUUGGCCGGCGGUAUACUAAUUGGGAUUUACUUAUAUCAUGGAGGGCCCGAUAGUGAAGUUUCUUGCAAAAACCUCCCAGAUUGGCUAGAGAACGGAGACAAAACUACAAAAACUUUACAAACGACCGUACCUUACGGACCAACCACUCCAAAGACUGACUGCAUCAACUGUAAUACAGAAAAGCACUUCACAUAUACUAUUAAUAAUCAGCUACGAGAACCAUUUUUCAACAACAGCGUUACCAUGGAAAUCGUAGAUGAAGACAGUGCCCUGAUAGAUUACAUGGAAAGGGCAGUUGAUCAAAAUAAAACACUUUUUACAAAAUUCACGGCAACAUACUUUUCUGGGUUGGGAUAUUUCAUCGAAUCUAUCAAUAACGUUAGUGGAACCUUUGCAGUUGAUCAAUCAUACUGGGAAAUACGGACACAGACAGGACCAACAACAGUGG
Molecule: messenger RNA, 541 nt
Organism: Ruditapes philippinarum (Manila clam)
Lineage: Eukaryota; Metazoa; Mollusca; Bivalvia; Venerida; Veneridae
Exons: 5
Source: RefSeq, a predicted model, not a curated record